This is a messenger RNA of Nannospalax galili (Upper Galilee mountains blind mole rat), 1100 nucleotides long. Its product is annotated as myosin regulatory light polypeptide 9. Gene Ontology annotation, molecular function: calcium ion binding. Gene Ontology annotation, biological process: platelet aggregation; myofibril assembly. Gene Ontology annotation, cellular component: myofibril; cytoplasm; stress fiber. The record is from RefSeq and is a predicted model, not a curated record. The transcript is spliced from 3 exons. The coding region runs from base 27 to 545 and encodes 172 amino acids. NCBI's taxonomy places the organism in Eukaryota, Metazoa, Chordata, Mammalia, Rodentia, Spalacidae.
GAAAUCCCUGCCCACCCGAAGCCAGAAUGUCCAGCAAGCGGGCCAAGGCCAAGACCACCAAGAAGCGGCCCCAGCGGGCUACGUCCAAUGUCUUCGCCAUGUUUGACCAGUCCCAGAUCCAGGAGUUUAAGGAGGCCUUCAAUAUGAUCGACCAGAACCGUGAUGGCUUCAUUGACAAGGAAGAUUUGCAUGACAUGUUGGCCUCUCUUGGAAAGAACCCCACAGAUGAGUACCUGGAGGGUAUGAUGAGCGAGGCACCAGGGCCCAUCAACUUCACCAUGUUCCUCACCAUGUUCGGGGAGAAGCUGAAUGGCACAGACCCUGAGGAUGUGAUCCGCAAUGCCUUUGCCUGCUUCGACGAGGAGGCCUCAGGCUUUAUCCAUGAGGACCACCUGCGGGAGCUGCUCACCACCAUGGGUGACAGGUUCACAGAUGAGGAAGUGGACGAGAUGUACCGCGAGGCACCCAUUGAUAAGAAAGGCAACUUCAACUACGUGGAAUUCACCCGCAUCCUCAAACAUGGCGCCAAGGACAAAGAUGACUAGGUUACUCUUAGCCCUCCUGAUGCCCAGACCCCACCCCAGUCACCUCCCCCACACUCACACACUCGACUGUACCAGCUCUGUGCCACAGCCACAACCCUCCCCAUGAGAGGUUAGGGUCUCAGUGCCCAGGGCAGUAAAUGAGCCUCAAGACACACAGGGUGAGGUAGAGGUACACAGAGGCUUAAGGCAGGUGCUCCCACCAUGACCCCAGACACUAGAAGGGGUCUCUGAACCCUGCAAGGAAGGACCACGGUCUGGGGAGGUGAGCCAAGGGCAGGACCAACAGGGGGAGGCCCCUGAAGAUGACCAGCGUCAGCCGUGCCCUCACUUUCCUGGGCUAUCCCUAGAAGGAAAGCAGCUGUGUCCUGGUGUCAGACACUAAUUCCCAGCAUCCCCACAAAGACACACACUCACCAUGUCCCUUCAGAGGAUGACAAUGCUCCUUUAUGCCUGUCCAAUUCCUAGAGCAUACCCACUCCACCAAGGGGUGCAGACAGUGCACACAGAGGGGGAUUGUCUGAGGGAAUGCAGUCUCUAAUACAAGGCUGAACACUG